AUACUCCCCACUCUUCGCUCGCUGCCACCCGCCGUCCUUGCUCUCGCCCGCCACCCUCUUGCGUUCUGCCCCUGUCGUUGUUUUGUAAACCUUGAGUUGUUGCCGGAUUUGCUUGUCACGCGCACCCCGCCGUCUGCUCGCUCGCCUUGCCUUUCUCGGCUCGCAAGCCCGCCAGUCGCCGCCCACCUCGCUUGCUGUACUAAUGGACCACUCGCCCGUCCCUUUCCCCACGUUGUCUCUUCAGAGCGAAGAGACUCACAAUACUGACACGCGCCCGGAAAACCCACGGAUCCAUUCCUCUCCUUCACUCCCUAACAUUUGGGUGCCGACCCAACAUGGUUCCGCACCGCCACACAUCGCGCAAAGGCUGCAGGCGCGCUAUCGACCCCAUCUCCGACCUCUCGACCUUGCCGCCGCGCCGACGACGCCGACAAAAAGUCAAUACCCUUCUUCAGGCAAGCGCAGCACCUCAGGUUCGCCCUGCCGCCCUGCGGCGCUGCUCACGCCUCCGUUGACGCCGUCAUCGUCCUUCGCCUCUAAUGCCCAUGACGGGCCAUCCACCCCGCCGGAAGCCAACUCGCCAUUGCGCUGGGUUCACAACAUGCCCGACUCCCCGACGGCGCUCAAGGGACACACAUCCCUCCCGCACGGUGGCUACCUCACUCCGUCGAGUGCGCGUUCGCAGUCCAUGUCGUCCGACUCGGGAUACGCGACGUCGUCUGCGAGCGCUCGCCCGGACGUUAUGUGUGGCCUGGAGACGGGUCUUGGCAGUGUUGAUAUCACCCCGCGCGACGAGAGGCAGGCGGUCCUGGGCACCCCUGUUGUCCCGGGUGACGUCGCCUCGGUCCUGUCACCAUUGCUUGACUUCGGCGAGACUCGUGAAGAGACCCAGUCCAGCCAUUUUCUGCUCGUUCGUAAUAUUCCGCUGGCGGCACCGUCGGCGAAACUUAAGGAUGUAUUCGCGUCCACGGGCGAUGUCAAGGGGAUAUGGGUUCGAUUCCAGGAGACCGACGGCAUUGUGAUCCUUGCGUACUACGACAUUCGUCAUGCUGUACGUGCGAGGCGCCAGAUCUCGAGUCAGGCUAUGCACGGCCUGGAAGGAGUGCGUCUAGAGGCGAUAUUUAUCGCUCCCGAGGAACUUGAAAAGAUGACUGGGAAAUCGGCAUUCGUCGACGAGACGGAUGGGACGCUCUACGUGUCUUUCGAAGACAGACGCUUCCAGCCUUCUUCCCUCCAAAACGUUCUAUCGUCGUUCGGGGAAUUACUGUUAUUCGAGGCGACCGAGCCUCAGGCUCAGGUCUAUCAUGUUGAGUUCUAUGACGUCCGGGACGCCGCAAACGCCUAUAGGGCUCUGAACGACCGUACUUUCAUGGGGGCGCGUCUGCGGCUAUAUAAGAAGUCGACUCAGCUGGAGUCGCUGCCCCAGCCUCAGGCUCCUUCGCCGUACCAAUCUCGCUCUCCAUCCAGGCCCUCAGCAUAUUCCCUGGCGGUCCCGUCUGCAGAAGCCUCAGUGCAGAUCGACAGAGAGAUGCGUUGGACCGAAGGCCGUGUGCGUCCGCGCAGCGUCAGUGCGAGCGAGAACAUGGGCGCACCCGACGCUGUCCGUCGGCUGAGAGGCAGGGAGUCCCCGCAGGAGCAUAGCAGGCGGUCGUCGAACGACCUAUUCUUCGACGCUGUUGGCAAGGUCCCCACGGCCCCGCAGACUCCGUUGAGGCCGAGGAGCAUCAGCAUUGGUCCUGACGCAGAUGACAUGACAAGGCCGCCGCGUCCAUAUCAAUCCUAUGAUCCAUCCUCGUACCACUACCCCGGGACAGCGACCUCCCAACAUGGAUUGGAGCCCAUGUACGACUACCAGUACGCACCGCAGCAAUAUUUGGGACCGACUGCCAAUGGUGCUGGGGAUCAUUGGGCGCGCGGUGCGCCGCCUGCUCCGACUGUGGAAUAUUAUAUUCCUCCGUCACCUAGGAGCGGCCACAAUCCGUCGGCGCUGCCUCCCAGCCCGAGGAGACCCCAGCGCAACAUGCAACGGUCUGACCUUAGCCCUGUUGAUGGUGACGGAUACCCACGCUACUCGCCGUCCUCCUCGACGCGUCCUCACAUACCGCGCGGGUCGUCGUAUGAGCCGUCCGCCGUGGACGGUCGCAUGCCCUCGCACACAAACUCGAACAACAUGAUCAGCGAGAAGAACCAGCUGAACAUCGAGGCCAUCGAGUCGGGCAAGGACAUGCGGACGACGGUGAUGAUCAAGAACAUCCCGAACAAGAUGAGCGACAAGGACUUGUUGACGUUCAUUGCAAAGGUCUGCCCGCGUCGCAUCGAUUUCUUGUACCUGCGGAUGGACUUCCAGAACGGAUGCAACGUUGGAUAUGCGUUUGUCAACUUCAUCACCGUUGGAGACUUGCUGCACUUCGCGAGGACUCAGUUGGGAGUCAAGUGGAACAUGUACUCGAGCGAGAAGGUCCUCCAGAUGUGCUAUGCUACCUAUCAAGGCAAGGAGGCACUCGUUGAGAAGUUCAAGAACUCUUGCAUCAUGGAUGAGCGCGAGUCCUGGCGCCCCAAGAUCUUCUACUCUGACGGCCCGAACCAAGGCCUCUCGGAGCCCUUCCCGCCGCCGACGCAUCUCCGCAGGAAGGAAAGAAGCUCGCAUAACCGCGGCGCGUUGUUCGUUCCUGGGUCGAACUACCGGGGCGACAGGCGCGACGGGAACGGCGGCUCUACCUUGUACCACCACCGGCCUGAACCACCUCGUAUGGCUCAGCGCUAGGCCGACGUUGAGUUACCGUUCGGCUUCGCUCACUUUCUGCUGCGUUGCAAGUCGUCACUCGCUGCUCAUGCUCUUCUGGAGAAGCUCGCGCAACAGGUCGUAACUUCGCCUACACUCGUUGAUACCCCGUCGACCAUCGUCAGAAUUGCCUGCUCGCUUUCAUCUCGCUUUUUUCGACGCAAGUUCGGCCGUCCGUCCUCUCACGGACGGAAUAUUAGUACCACGCAGAUCACCUCGGCGAUCCGGCCUCCCUCGGUUGGCAGUCGUUCCGUCGCAGCGUGGCUCCCGCUGCAGCGCAGCCGGGUGGUUGUAUUGUUCCUCACCAGUCGUCGCACGUUCUUCCCCGCCCCUCAA
Messenger RNA from Rhodofomes roseus, 3118 nucleotides. Its product is annotated as RNA recognition motif 2-domain-containing protein. Lineage: Eukaryota; Fungi; Basidiomycota; Agaricomycetes; Polyporales; Fomitopsidaceae. Gene Ontology annotation, molecular function: nucleic acid binding. Bases 203 to 2764 code for a protein of 853 amino acids. The transcript has 11 exons. The record is from RefSeq and is a predicted model, not a curated record.